AUGGCCCCCUUCCUGUCCUCAGAUGCUGGUGACAUGAUCGAAAUGCAGGGCUUUGGGCCCAGCCUGCCAGCCUGGCACCUGGAGUCCCUGUGCAGCCAGGGCUCCUCCUGCCUCUUCUGCUCUACCCGCAGCUCCCCAUAUGCCACCCCCAGCCGCUGCAGCUGUGUCCCCGACCGGUUGCCCCUCAGGUUGCUGUGUGAGAGCAUGAAGAGGCAGAUUGUGGCCCGGGCCUUCUAUGGCUGGCUGGCCUACUGCCGCCACCUGUCCACGGUGCGGACCCAUCUGUCAGCACUGGUGCGUCACCACAUCAUCCCUCCUGCCCGGCCCCCGGGGGCCUCAGGGGGCCUCACCAAGGACGUGUGGAGCAAGUAUCAGAAGGACGAAAAGAACUACAAGGAGUUGGAGCUGCUACGGCAAGUUUACUAUGGAGGCGUGGAGCAUGAGAUCCGUAAGGACGUCUGGCCCUUUCUGCUUGGCCACUACAAGUUUGGCAUGAGCAAGAAAGAGAUGGAGCAGGCAGACUCGGCAGUGGCAGCAAGGUACAAGCGGGUGCUGGCGGAGUGGAAGGCCUGCGAGGCAGUGGUGAGGCAGCGGGAGCGGGAGGCUCAGCCGGCCCCAUUCACCAAGUUCUCCUCGGGCAGCAGCAUCGACAGCCAUGUGCAGCGCCUCGUCCACCGAGAUUCCACCAUCAGCAAUGACGUAUUUAUCUCUGUGGAUGACCUGGAGCCCCCAGAGCCCCCGGGCACUGAAGAUUGCAGACCUGAGCCUGAGCAGGAGCUGGGAGCGGGGCCCCCAGGCACCGCCGUGGCAGGACGGCAGCAGUCCGUGGAGUUUGACUCCCCCGACUCGGGACUGCCGUCCUCUCGAAAUUACUCCGUGACCUCGGGCAUCCAGUCGAGCAUAGAUGAGGGGCAGAGCAUGGGCUUCGAGGAGGAGGAUGGCGGUGGGGAGGAAGGCUCCAGCGGGCUGGUCCCAGCGGCCGGCGCUUUCUCCGAGCCCCGGGACGCCAGCCCACACAAGGCCUCGCGGGCCAGCGAGCUGGAGGCAGGGGCCGAGCUGGUGGCCGUGUGCACUGCUGCCUACACCAUAGAAUUACUGGAUACUAUGGCCUUAAAUCUGCACCGCAUAGACAAGGAUGUGCAGCGCUGUGACCGCAAUUACUGGUACUUCACGCCCCCCAACCUCGAGAGGCUCAGAGACAUCAUGUGCAGCUACGUGUGGGAGCACCUGGACGUGGGUUAUGUGCAGGGCAUGUGCGACUUGCUGGCACCUCUCCUGGUCAUCCUAGACAACGAUCAGCUGGCCUACAGCUGUUUCAGCCACCUCAUGAAGAGGAUGAGCCAGAACUUCCCCAAUGGGGGCGCCAUGGACACCCACUUUGCCAACAUGCGCUCCCUCAUCCAGAUCCUGGACUCAGAGCUGUUCGAGCUGAUGCAUCAGAAUGGAGACUACACCCACUUUUACUUCUGUUACCGUUGGUUCUUGCUGGAUUUUAAAAGAGAGCUGCUCUAUGAGGAUGUGUUUGCCGUGUGGGAGGUGAUCUGGGCGGCCCGGCACAUCUCGUCAGAGCACUUUGUCCUGUUCAUCGCCCUGGCCCUGGUGGAGGCCUACCGUGAGAUUAUCCGGGACAACAACAUGGACUUCACCGAUAUCAUCAAGUUCUUCAACGAACGGGCUGAGCAUCAUGAUGCCCAGGAGAUCCUGCAGAUUGCCCGGGAGCUCGUCCACAAGGUGCAGAUGCUCAUAGAAAACAAGUGAGGGCUGCGGCCGGGAAGCAGCGGCCGACUAGGGCCUGGGCUCCAGUCCCCCGGGCCGCACAGGGAGAGGUGCAGGGCAGCACUGCUGAGACUGCCCGACCCCCAGCCGGCCCCGCCUGCCCACCUGAGUUCCUAAAAAAGUGCUUGUGAGCCUGGGAUCCGACUCCGGUCAGUGCUGGCUCUGCGAAGGGGGCGAGUCAGGGGCCUGGAUGCCUCAGGCCGGGGAGGGGCAGGGAGGGGGCGGGUUGGCCUCAGGGAGCGGCUGCCUUGGGGGACACCUACUCUGCUCCCCUCUCCAACACCUGGGAAUAGCCCCCCUGUCGCCUGCAGCCUCGGCCUCUCCUAGGAGAGCUAACAGGGCUGGAGCUGCCUGGCCCCAGCCGGCACGGGUCGUGUGGGCCAAGGGACGCUGUGCUGUACCUCUUCUUCGAGUCCCUUGGCAGGCGGCGUGCCUGUGCCCAGCGCAGCCCCCGUGGGGGCAGCCAGAACGGGUGCAGGAGCAGCCCACCUCAGCGGCGCUGCCACGGCCUCUGGCCGCCGCGGUGAGCCUGGCCCGGCCCGCCCAGGGCGCCCACGUGCACCUGCCCGGGUCCCCUCUCACCGCCUGGCUCUCGCUUUACGUAUUAGUCCCUUCCCUGACAACUGUGUAAGUGACGCUUUUGCCCGCCGGGUGAUCUGGAAUGCGGUGGGGGCAUUUCCCUCUGCAGAGGAAUCCCAGGGUGGCUCUUAAGGGGGGAUAUCCUCUCAUAGCCUCCUCUCAGGGACAGGCCCGGCGCCCAUCUCAGGCACCUGCUAAGUCCCUGGGUCUGGGGGCAGGGGAGGAUGCCUGGGUCUCCCUUGUUUGUCCCUGGUGAGAAGCAAGGCUAGCUCUGCCGGCUGCGUGCUGCUGAGGGUGCGGAGAGGCCGCGAGACCCGGAAGUGCCCUUGGAGGAGCCUCACCCAGGGGUGCUGAGAAGGGCCUAGCUCCUAGGCACGCUGCUUGCUCUGCCGUCCCCACGUCCCCUCCACCCCUAAACACUUGAGGCUAGGGCUUUGCCCUGGGGCGAGGAGGCCACUCUGCCACAGGGGCCAGGGCCUGUCCAGCAAAGUCCCUUCGGUCUAGAGACUUCCUGCAUUUGAGAAGCAGGGAAAGGGCCCCGCGGCCCUUCUGCAUCCAGCACAGUCUCCCCAGCCCACCCCUGUCCUGGGCACUGCACAGCCGGUCUGGGGGCCAGCCGCCCCAUUGCCUACCCCUGUUGUCGGUGAGUCCUUGGCUGCCACCAAGCAUGGCGGCCAUUGUGUGCCUGCCUUAGUGAUUCAGUGGUUUUGUGAGAAGCAGAGUGUGUAUGUUUUUUGGCUCAGAAACUAUACUCUUCGGUGUUAACAGACCAAUAAACCCAGCAUUUGGCAAUG
Molecule: messenger RNA, 3149 nt
Organism: Leptonychotes weddellii (Weddell seal)
Lineage: Eukaryota; Metazoa; Chordata; Mammalia; Carnivora; Phocidae
Source: RefSeq, a predicted model, not a curated record